This is a messenger RNA of Suillus discolor, 972 nucleotides long. RefSeq lists its product as uncharacterized. Gene Ontology annotation, biological process: mitochondrial translation. Bases 1 to 972 code for a protein of 323 amino acids. Gene Ontology annotation, molecular function: structural constituent of ribosome. Lineage: Eukaryota; Fungi; Basidiomycota; Agaricomycetes; Boletales; Suillaceae. The transcript is spliced from 3 exons. The record is from RefSeq and is a predicted model, not a curated record. Gene Ontology annotation, cellular component: ribosome; mitochondrial large ribosomal subunit.
AUGGCCCCUCUGUGUCGCGUAGCCCGUCGUCUCUACUCGACGCAACCGCCAGAACGGGCUGCCAGCGCAUUGCCAAAGCUUGCAGCUGCUGCCAGAGAUGCCUCAGCCCCAAUGGCUGUUCGUGAACGCCGCGAACGCAAGCGGGCCCAUCUUAAACCUCCUACCCACAGCGACCUCACCCCGUCAGAAUAUUCAGGCUACAGAAGAGCCCUUGCCAAAGGCGAGCUGAUGGAUCAGCGGGGGAGAGACAUGACAGAAGUUGAAUGGCUUGACGCCCUCAAUGAACGGCGGACGCGUCUCCGCGGUCUGAAAGUCACAGACAAUCAUGGAGAGAAAGAAUUGCAGGUGGUCGGUCAGAGAAUUUAUCUCCCGAACAUCAUGUUUCGCAUGGUGCGCAACCACACGCCUACUGGCAAGCCCUAUAACCCCUACGAAGCCACUUUUCGAGUUCCAAUGUCUGUCACGAAAACCGACGUACGCUCAUAUCUAUCUGCCGUGUAUGGCGUUAAAACUACCUACAUCCGAACUGCCAACUACUUCUCGCCAUUGUAUCGCAGGUAUAAUGGGGCAAAGACAACGCGAUCAUACCGAACAUACAAACGUGCCGUCGUCGGUCUUGUAGACCCAUUCUACUAUCCUCAAGCAAUGGAAGACAUGACUGCAGAGGACAGAAAGAAACGGAUGGAAUGGUUGAACGAGAAGUUUGCAUUGGAUGCAUUGAAGAGAUGGAGGAGACAUGAACUGGUGCGGACGUCCUUGUCGGGGAGCAAGAACUGGCGCUUCACUGGUCAUCUGCGGAGGGAUAAGAUUCUGAAGGCAGUCGCCAGGAGUCGGUCAAGAAUGCUGCGAGAAGUUGAGGACGUGAAGGAGGAACUGGCUGACAAGCGGGCCCGGGGAAUUCCCAUCUUCUCUGACACUAAGAGGGGCUCGCAACCGACCUCUUCGAAGGAGCAAAUCGUAACGCGUGCAUGA